UCAGUGUUCCACAGCGACGGAAUCAGAGGACGCAAAAUCAAGUGAAACAACAGGACGACAGGAGAAAAGUUCAUGCUGGACUUUUCAAAGAUUUCAGAUAUCAACAUGAAGUCCAUGCUGAACAUAGACAGUUUGACCAAGCCAGAGUUGCUGAUGCUCUUCAGCAUCCUGGAGGGAGAGCUGGAGGCCCGGGACCUGGUCAUUGAUGCUCUAAAGGCCCAACGUAAAGAGCUGUUUAUCCAGGAGCGCUAUGGCAGGUACAACCUCAGCGACCCCUUCCUGGCCUUGCAGAGAGACAGCGAGGCUGUGGGGGGCCAGAACAAGGAUAUGGGCUGUUCUUCCUCAACCUCCAACCCUCUGGUGGUUCUCAAACUAGUGGUGAGCCACUGUAGGAGGAUGCAAGAGAAGAUGCUGGCCCAGCUGGCUGCAGCAGAGAACAGGCACAGAAGGGUCAUUGCAGAUCUGGAGGAGGAGAAGAGGCGGCAUGCUGAGGACACAGCAGAGGGAGAUGAUGUCACUUACAUCCUUGAGAAGGAGAGGGAACGCUUACAGCAGCAGCUGGAAUUUGAGCGUAGCCAGGUGCGGCGGCUGGAAAAAGAACAGCGGCGGAUUACAGACCAGCUAGAAGAAGAACGAGCCCAGCACAAACAACUCUCCUGUGCUUUGGCCAAAGAGUGUAAGUGGGCAAGUACCAGGGCGCUGGAGGAAGGUCACCGGCUGUCUGAGCUGAGCCGUAAACUUGACAAGGAAAAGGAGGCUUGUCAAGCCCUGAGGAAGGAGCUGGAGGAGGAGAAGCGUAGAGCCCUAAGAAUGGAGGCAAGGGUGGAGGAGCAGCUGGCUGAGUUUGACACAGAGCGAGAACAGCUCCGCUCACGUUUAAAGAAGGAAGAAGUUCACUGUUGUCAGCUACAACAACAGGUAGAAGAGCUGAAGAGGAAGCUGGAAGAGGCAAAUAUGACAAGAAAUAUGAGAGGGGUAGUUACAGCUCCUGCUGAGGCAGGGGGAAAUGAGUGGGCUACAAAAGUUCCUCCAGGAAACAAAACAUUAGACACUAUUAAGGUCGAGGACACUGAAGAAGAGAGAAACCAGCCACAUGUGCAGCCAAAAGUCAGUGGUCACCAUUGUCCAUUGGAGACUAACGGGUGGUCAAACAGCAGCCUCUCAGAAAUGGCUUGCCUACAGAAUGGGAAUGAAAAACCUCCAAGUCAGACCCACAUGUCUUUCUCCUCCUGCAAUGACACCCCUCCUGCUCUUCUUCCUUCUUCCCCCUGCGCCUCACCUGUCCUUGCCAAACGCCAACCAGGCAGCCCAAAUCCUGGUAGCUACCAGUCCCCCUACCAGGCUGGGAUCAACCAGCGCUUCCACGCUGCUCGUUAUAGAUUCCAGGGUCCAACUGACCCAGAGCCUCAGUCCCAGGCCACACAACCCGCUCCUCCCCUCUCACCAAAGGACCUCUCUCCUGUGACCAGCAGCUCCUCCCCAGAUGCCAACCCAGUCAAACAAUUGGCCAGGAGCACAGUCACUCAGGUCCUGUCUCGCUUCACCACCAUUCAGCAGAGUGCCACACCGAAGCUUGCAGCACCAAACAAUUCACCCUUUGGUACAGACUACCGUAGCAUGACGGCACCUUUAUCACCAGUCAUCGGAAGGGCUGCAGGAGCACCUCCACUGGGGAUCAGAUCGCCCACCAUCCCCAGGGCAGACAGGGGCAAUCCUCCACCCAUCCCCCCUAAGAAGCCUAGUCUGGCCCAGGCACCUCCAUCUCCAGCAGCAGUACCCAGGUCUUCAAGCCAUUUCACUGAGAGCCCCCUCUCAGGCAGCUGUGGCCUCACCUCAAGCCAGGAUGGAGUCAAAGAGCUGGACAUGGUAGUUUCAUCUAAUUAACAGAUCAUUUGAUUAGUCAGUAAAUUAUUCAGCUGCUGCUCUGCUUGUGACAUCAUGCUUUAUCACCAUCAUCAUGGCUCAUAAUUAAGAUUGUCUUGUACAGUAUAUGACAGGAUUUAUAUUCUUUGCUUAUUUGAAUAGAGGUCCCUUCAGACACCGUUAUGCUAUUUGUAUACAUUAGAUAGAAACUGUAUGUGCUGAGCACAAUUUUAGAUAUUGGUUAAGGGGAUGGUACUAAUGAGUAGUUACAGUUUUAAUUUCAAAAUGUGCCAAUAUGAACUGUAUGUAUGCAUGUACUGUAUAUAGGGCACAAUGUACUAUUACACUAAGUGUUUUUUCUGGUGUCAUAUCUCCAAAGAAUAUAACACAACUACCUCCGCCACGGCACGUUUUACCAGCGUUUGUUUGUUGGUCUGUUCACAACAUAACUCAAAAAGUAAUAAAUGGAUCUGGAUGAAUUUUUUUUUUUUUUUUU
This is a messenger RNA of Monopterus albus (swamp eel), 2359 nucleotides long. RefSeq names its product CTTNBP2 N-terminal-like protein. The record is from RefSeq and is a predicted model, not a curated record. The transcript has 7 exons. Bases 73 to 1884 code for a protein of 603 amino acids. NCBI's taxonomy places the organism in Eukaryota, Metazoa, Chordata, Actinopteri, Synbranchiformes, Synbranchidae.